CCUAUAUAUACAUGCUGGCUUCACAUCGAACCACUGGGGUUUAGAGGCAUACUUCACGAUAUCACAUAUCAUAGAGAUUGCAUGUGCUAAGUAUAAGGAAAAACACAUAACAAUGAGUUCAUCCGUUCCUAAAGAGUACAUGAAUGGCCACGUCCACCACGAAGAACCAGACAUCUAUGAAUCAGAUGGGACGUUGUUCCUUACCGAGGCUUUCAAAGUGAUUGUAGAGGAGAUACUUCACAAGGGAACUGACAUCAAGCAGAAGGUGUGUGAGUGGAGAGAGCCCGAUCAAUUGAGAUCUCUGCUGGACCUGGAGCUCAGAGAACAUGGAGAGUCUCAUGAACAGUUACUGAAACGAGUGCAAGAUGUGGCGAGAUACAGCGUUAAAACUUGUCAUCCUCGGUUCUUUAAUCAGCUUUUUGCUGGUGUGGACUACCAUGCAUUGACGGGACGACUCCUCACUGAGACCCUCAACACCAGCCAAUAUACAUACGAAGUGGCUCCUGUGUUUGUCCUGAUGGAGGAGGAGGUGCUUUGCAAGCUUCGCUCUCUGGUCGGAUGGUCAGAAGGAGAUGGAAUAUUCUGUCCUGGCGGUUCCGUGUCCAACAUGUAUGCCAUGAACACAGCACGAUACUGGGCCUUUCCCAAUAUAAAGACACAAGGGUUGUGGGCCAUACCUCGCCUGGCUAUAUUUACAUCACAGCAAAGUCAUUAUUCCAUGAAAAAGGCUGCUGCUUUCCUCGGUAUUGGGACGGAUAAUGUUUUCAUUGUGAAGACGGAUGAAAGGGGUAGCAUGAUACCAGAAGACCUGGAAGCAAAAAUCGUGCAGGCAAAAUCCCAGGAUGCUGUACCAUUUUUUGUCAAUGCCACAGCAGGUACCACAGUGCAGGGAGCCUUUGAUCCCCUGAACCAUAUCGCCGACAUAAGUGAAAGGAACGGCAUCUGGAUGCAUGUAGAUGCUGCAUGGGGCGGAAGCGUGCUGUUCUCCAAAAAACACAGACAACUGGUCUCUGGGCUAGAAAGAGCCAACUCUGUAACCUGGAACCCUCACAAAAUGCUUCUAGCUGGCUUGCAGUGCUCUGUGGUUUUGUUCAGAGAUACCACGAUUUGUAAUUUUUAUCCUCUGAAGAAUCUGCUGAUGCACUGUCACAGUGCCAGAGCCACUUACUUGUUCCAGCAAGAUAAAUUCUAUGAUACAAGCCUAGACACAGGAGACAAAUCUAUCCAGUGUGGGCGAAAGGUGGAUUGUUUGAAGCUGUGGUUGAUGUGGAAGGCAAUUGGAUCACAUGGGCUUGCAGAACGUGUAGACAAUGCAUUUUCCCUCGCAAGGUAUUUAGUAGAAGAAAUUGAGAAGAGGCCAAAUUUCCAGCUGGUCUCUAAGAGGCAGUUUGUGAACGUAUGCUUCUGGUACAUACCCCCCAGUCUCCGAGGGAAACUGCACAGCCCAGAUUACCAGGAAAGACUAUCAAAGGUGGCACCAAGUAUCAAAGAAAGAAUGAUGAAAUGUGGAACAAUGAUGAUGGGCUACCAGCCCAUGGAGGGACAUGUCAACUUCUUCCGGAUGGUUGUUGUUUCUCAUCGGCUCACCACCAAAGACAUGGAUUCCAUUCUAGAUGAGAUAGAGAGAUUAGGAAACGACCUGUAAUUACUUUGGAAACGUAUGCUGUCAAGACACAUUCAGCCUCGCUCAUUGCCUUAUUGUAGCUAUUUUUACGUCCAAUUCAUUCACAAUAAGUAAUUUUCAAAAUAUUUAAAGAAACAUUAAGAACCCACAGAGGUAAAUUAAUCCUCAAUUAUAAUGAACUCCGAUAAAAGUAGGGCAUGGACAGAACUAUAAGUACAGUAUAUACAGUAUAUGACUAAGUCUUUGUGUGUCCCUUUCAAUAAUGCAAAAUAUAAUCUGCUCUCUGUUCUUAAAGUGGUUGAUAAAGUGAAUGAGUCUAAAAAGACUCCUUAGUGAAAUAGACUGCCCUAUCCAUUCAAGCACAUGCCCUCUCUCCAAGUCUCCUCUCUUUAGAAACAUGUCCACAAAUGUGAAUUGAUUAUUGGGCAGAAACUUUCUUAUACAGGCUUGUUUUUAUUUAUUAAAAAUAUGCUGACUGCU
Messenger RNA from Triplophysa dalaica, 2104 nucleotides. RefSeq names its product cysteine sulfinic acid decarboxylase (gene csad). Gene Ontology annotation, biological process: carboxylic acid metabolic process. The coding region runs from base 113 to 1645 and encodes 510 amino acids. The record is from RefSeq and is a predicted model, not a curated record. The transcript has 14 exons. Gene Ontology annotation, molecular function: pyridoxal phosphate binding; sulfinoalanine decarboxylase activity. Gene Ontology annotation, cellular component: cytoplasm. Lineage: Eukaryota; Metazoa; Chordata; Actinopteri; Cypriniformes; Nemacheilidae.